AUGUAAUAAUAAUUAUAAAGACACGGAAGUAUGGAACCAUUAAAUGAUCAAAAUGCAUAAGUUGCUGGAAGUGUAGUAGAUUAAAAUCUAAUAAGAUAAAAAAACUGUAUUUUGUGGUUAUUAUGCUUUUGUUUUUUGUUUUGCACAAUAUAUUUAUAAGCAUUAUGGUAAAUUUGAAUUUUAAAUUAAUAAGUAUGAUACCAGGACUUUAAGUAUGUUCAAUGAGUGGAAUAGAAGCUCCUGUUCCCUUUUAAUAAAGUAUUAUAGCAUAUUACUUUUUUACUUUAUUGUUUCUAUACACAAUAUAUUAUGCUUUAGAAAAUGUGAAACAUUCAAUUGUAGUUUUUAUUAGAUGGCCAUUAUUACUUUAUUCCUUAGCUGCUAUAAUAAUAGGAGUAGUUUCAAUUAUUUAAUCAUACAGUCUAACUACAGAUGAUAUUUAAGAAGGUUGGAAUAAAAUGACUUAAUGGAGAAAAUAAUAAUAUUAUGACAGUUCAUCAACUAAUUUAUUAGAUGAAAAUAAAAGGAAUUUAAUAUUAAUCAGCGUUUAUCAUUUUAUUUAUGGAUUUGUUUUUAUAAUACUUUUUGGAUUACUAUUUAAUUACUAAACAAUAAUGCCUUAAAAUUGGAGACCUCCUUUUUCAUCUAGACCACUUUAAAAAUAAUCUUUAAUUUAUAAAGAAGGAAUGAAUGAUUAAGUAAUGUAACCAAAAUAAGAUGAUGAAGAAAACUAAGAGAAAUAAUAAGAUAAACCAUUUUAGAAUUAUAAUUAGAGUGAAAUUAAAUAAUAAUAAUAAUAACCAAUAGAUUAAUAACCUUCCACAAUAUUCUAAAAGAAGAAUACAGGUCGUAGAGCUUUUGGAAAACAAGUUCAAAAUUCAUAAGUUUAAUUAUAAUCAUAAUAAUAAUCAUAAUUAUAAUAAUCAUAAAUACCCCCAUAACCAAAUACAAAAUAAGAUUAACCAGAAGAAGAAGCAAACUAAUAACCAUUUUGA
Paramecium primaurelia is the source of this 995-nucleotide messenger RNA. The record is from the annotation of a GenBank genome assembly. Lineage: Eukaryota; Ciliophora; Oligohymenophorea; Peniculida; Parameciidae.